This is a messenger RNA of Westerdykella ornata, 753 nucleotides long. RefSeq lists its product as uncharacterized. The coding region runs from base 198 to 635 and encodes 145 amino acids. The record is from RefSeq and is a predicted model, not a curated record. Lineage: Eukaryota; Fungi; Ascomycota; Dothideomycetes; Pleosporales; Sporormiaceae. The transcript is spliced from 2 exons.
CUCUAUACAUAUGCACGCUGCCUUCAGACACGACCGUCAAACAUCCAUCUCUGUUGUUUUCCAUUCGAAAUUCUGGCCACCAAUCCCAUGAACCGCCAUCACGAUCUUUCCGAGAACUUCAAGUGGACGAGGAGAACUUGGGCGAACUGCCUUGAACGUUACGAACCUCGUCGUUCCCCAUCAUAUGCGACGUUCCUAUGGUUGCAACCCGUCGGAUGGAAGCUGGUUCUACAUGCGUUCCCACAUGUGCAUUUGAGCCGUCAGCCGGCCCAUCACAAGCUUGCUACAUUGGUUCUGCUAUGCUCGUCACCUAUCCAAUGAUCUAUUUCUUCCAUUACCGGAUCAUUGGAUUAAAAUUGCCGUCCAUCACGAUGGCGGGACGCGUACUCAUUCUGACUGCUAACCACUGGAGACCCCGGAGCUCAACUGGAAUAGUCACAACAAGCAACUCAUCCUUUCGAACUAGCGAGUUAUCGAGCUUUGAUCCAGAGAUUAGGAGGUGCAAAGGCCCGCGGUGUGCUUUUCCGGUCAUAAGGACCAUUUUCCUCCGUGUGGUUUCCGUGACAAUAGGGACUUCAAGUGCCUCACAGUAUAACGAGAAGGAGUUUGGUCCAGAAACGGAAAACGGUAAGUGAGGGGCCGUCUUGGUUCUGUCGGACAACCCGACUCUAAUCGGAUCUGAUGUUAUGGGGAUAUCCUUCACUACCGUUCUCUGACCCCUUGACAACCUGUUCGUCACAAAUGCUCGCUCCG